AUGGCGGAGGCCUCCGCACCGCCUCUCGACAAUGCCAUUUGCCACAUCUGCCUGAAGCCCCUGGACCAAACUUCAGACACACCCUGUGGGCACACCUUCUGUCGGGCCUGUCUGUCAAGCUGCCUUCUCGAGAGCGACCUUUGCCCGGUGUGCCACGAGCCAUUCGUGCUACAGAAUGGUGAGAAACCCAGGCUGCUGGUGCAAAAAUUGCUGGACAGGUUGACUGUAACGUGCCCUGCCACGAAUGCCCUGACCGCUGCUGACUUGGAAGACCAUAACAAGAGUGGGCUACCAGAACCUGUCGUGGCGAUGGAGGACACCCCACUGCCACCCGUUACCUCAACAGAUCCAGGGCGUCAAUCUCCGCGACCGGACUUGUGCGCUUCGUGCGGCCACAGCCAUCAGCUGGAGGAGAACCACGAGUAUAUAUACAAAGACGAGGUGGACAACGACCUGAUGUGCCACAUCUGCCUGCAGCCGCUCAUCCGGCCACUAGACACGCCCUGCGGGCACACCUACUGUCAGGAGUGUCUCACCAACUUCCUGCUGGAAAGUGACUUCUGCCCAGUGUGCCGAGCAUCCCUCAUGUUGCAGAGCUGCAGGAAGCCGAGCCUGCUCGUGCAUAAGCUGCUGGACAAGCUGACGGUGGUUUGCCCCUUCAAGGAUCACUGCACUGAAGUCCUGGCCCGAGGGGACAUGGAGGAUCACAUCAAGUGCAGGUGUAAAGGCGCCUCUCACUAUGGACUGUCGGCGGAAAGAAAACGGCGCUCUCAGGAGGGCGAGUGCACCGACAGCACAUCAGAGCUCACCAUCGCCACGCUGCCAGGCGACGGGCCCACGUCCGCCGCCGUAGCCCUGCUGUCGGACGAGGCGGGUUUGGUCAACCCGGCCUUCGACGCUAGCAUGGAGGAACACAGCCAGUCUGGCAGUACCGGCAGUUUGGCAGCCCGCUGCGGCAGCAAGAAGAGUGAGUUGCGUAGCCGUUCUUUCCGAAAGCUCAACCGGGCAUUCAGUGUACUGCGGAGGACCAAGAGCGGCACCGCCUUCAACCAUGAGACAUCAGAGGAGCGGGACAACGCUAGGAAUUCCAGUGUGCCGCAAGGAGUGUUGGCUCUGCCGCAGCUGCAUCACCUGAUCCCCGACGGGGAAGUAACCAGUAUUAAAAUCACACGGGCGGAGCCGGCCGAGCCGCUCGCCAUCAGCGUGGUCGGUGGCAACGAGACGCCGCUUGUGCGCAUCCUUAUUCAGGACAUCUACAGGGAGGGGGUGAUCGCCCGAGACGGCCGCCUGCUGCCCGGGGAUGUCAUCCUCAAGGUGAAUGGCAUCGACAUCAGCAAUGUGUCCCACUGCUACGCGGUGGCCACCCUCAAGCAGCCAUGCCAGCUGCUGCGCCUCACCAUCCUCCGAGAGCAGCGCCACCGUUACCGCCACCCACAUGUGGCGGGCGUCGCCGGUGGCCACCCAUCCUACGGCCAACCCCAUCACCUACCCUUCCGGGAUGACAGUGUCCACGUGGUUUUGAGCAAAAGCGCACCCGACGAACAGCUGGGCAUCAAGCUGGUGCGCCGGCCCGAGGAGCCCGGUCUCUACAUCUUUGACCUGCUGGAGGGCGGGUUGGCGGCUCGAGACGGACAGCUGUGGGUCGGAGACCGCGUGCUAGCCAUUAACGGACACGAUUUGCGCUACGGAGCUCCCGAACAUGCUGCUCUGCUUAUACAGGCGAGCGAGGAGGGCGUCCACUUUGUUGUGUCCCGUCAGAUCUGCUUGCCAACGCCGGAUAUCCUCCAAGAAGCUCCAUGGGCCAUGGAUGGCCCCCCGCCAUAUUCCCCUGUGGACAUUGAGCAAACACUGCUGGACUCGUGCCAGAAGCCAGCCUGCUAUGAGAAGACGGUGACGCUCAGCAAGGAGCCGUACGACUCGCUGGGCAUGGCGGUGGCCGGCGGCAUGUCGAGUCGCGGGUGGGACCUUCCCAUCUACGUCACCAACGUGGACCCCGACGGAGUGGUGGGCCAGGAGGGCUCCAUACGUAAAGGCGACAUCCUACUCAACGUGAACGGCGUUGAUCUGACAGGGGUGACGCGGAGCGAGGCAGUAGCCAACCUGAAGAACACGUCAUCGCCCGUGGUGCUAAAAGUCCUGGAGAUGCGACCCCCCGAUGAGAGCCCUCCAGAGGGCGAGCCGCCGCCCUGCCUGUCGUCCUCGCCCGACGGAAGCGCCAAGAACACACCACCCAGUAACGACUACUCUCCACUGUGGGUGUCGUGGCUGCAGCUGCCCAGGCACCUGUACAGCUGCAAGGACAUCGUGCUGCGACGGAGCAUGUCGGGCAGCUUGGGCUUUAGCAUUGUGGGCGGCCAGGAGGAGGUCAACUGCAACCAGUGCUUUUUUAUACGCUCCAUUGUCAAGGGCACGCCGGCCUACAACGAUGGCGGGAUAAGGUGUGGGGACAUCUUACUGGAGGUGAACGGAAAGAGCACGUGGGGCAUGACCCACAUGGCGUUGGUACGUCUCCUCAAGGAGCUUCGGGGAAGGAUCACGUUGACCAUCGUGUCCUGGCCGGGAAGCCUGAUGUAG
This is a messenger RNA of Nerophis lumbriciformis (worm pipefish), 2574 nucleotides long. NCBI's taxonomy places the organism in Eukaryota, Metazoa, Chordata, Actinopteri, Syngnathiformes, Syngnathidae. The record is from RefSeq and is a predicted model, not a curated record.